Molecule: messenger RNA, 1227 nt
Organism: Verticillium alfalfae VaMs.102
Lineage: Eukaryota; Fungi; Ascomycota; Sordariomycetes; Glomerellales; Plectosphaerellaceae
Exons: 3
Coding region: 1-1227 (408 amino acids)
Source: RefSeq, a predicted model, not a curated record
AUGGAACAACCCAUUGGCUUCUGGUUUCUGGAGAAUACCGCCGCGCCGCCUCCGAACGUUGGACCGACAGAUGUCGUGGCGAACCCCAUCAGGCCGCCUGUUGCUGAACAACCGGCGGCGGGUGAGACGGAGCGUGCUGGCGAAACCACGUCCUCGGACUCUCAGCCGCGGCCAACUGAGCUCAGCACUCUCAGCACCAUCACGACGGCGGCAUCAACGACGACUUCUUCUACCGAUACAACGUCUUCCUCGUCCUCUUCAUCCACCGAGUCGAGCUCCUCCAGCUCAUCUUCUAGCCAAGCAACUGCCGAUGCUGCUUCUCAGAUUGGAUCUGACAGCGCUGGGCGGACGGUCGACCCGAAGUUGGGGAUCGCGUUCGGCUCUAUCGGUGCGGCUGCUGUCCUCCUCUGUAUCGGAGUGGGCAUUUGGUGGUGCAUGCGCCGCCGCAGUCGCAAGAAGGCCAAGCUCACGCCCCCCGCCUCCAGGGCACCGAGCCAACUCUUUACGCAGGAGGCUGCUGCUCGCCUCGACCAGCGGAGCGUACGCCGAGCGCCGUCAAGCCUCAUGGGUGAACUCAUGACGGCCGCCUACGCCGACAACCAAGGGGUCCCAGCCCAACAGUCGAUGCCUUCGCAGAACCAAUACGUCGAAAAGGGACCUCACGUUAUUGCUUCACAGGCGCCGCCCGCUGGAUUCGCCGCAAACGCACGCACAUCGAUUGCAAGCUGGGUCAACCGUCUCAACCCCUUGAGGCUAAAUGCUCCAUCCGAAGCCUACCAGUCAAGCCGUCAGAGUUCCUUGUCGGACGUCCGGCGCGCUGUACCCGCCGACGCUUCCGCCCCCCCUGUGCCGGUCGUCCCUUUUCUCUUCCAGUCCCGCACCAUGCAGAAGGAUGACGACAUGGAGCCGCUCGUCCAGCCCCCCGAACCGGCCAUCCGACCUCCCUCAAGCCGAUAUGAACUUCCCGUCGACGACGUGCACCGAUCCUCGUUCUCAUUCUACGGACGCGACCCAACGUCGAGGGACGACGUGCCUCCGCUGCGGACCAUGCGUCCCCAACGGCAACCCUCGAUGGCACCAACGAUUCACACGACCAUCAGCGGCGCAGAUACUGAGAGCUCUUGGCAAAGUUGGGGCGCCGGCCUGGGGCGGCCGCAGUACCAGCCAGACCCAAUGCCCUCCCCCAAGGGCUGGCUGCACAAGUUCCCUGGCUUCGGGCCAAAGUGA